GGCAAUAGUGGGCUUUGGAUGCAAACAUCACGGCUUUGUAACUAGUUGCUGGAGUUGGAUGCAGUUCGAGCACCAAAGUGGAUAUAAAAAGCGCACCGCGCAGCAGACUGCGCGCAAACUCCUCGACUCAUGCAGGACUAGAAGAAGUUAGAGUGACCUAUCUCAACGGGAAAUACAAUGAAAUAUCGUUUUAUAUAGUCUGUCACCUUUAUCGGACGAGUUGAUCUACUUCUUUGCACAUUUUCCUUCUUGUGCGUCCCUCUAAAUUGACGACCAGGGAAUUGUGGCGUUAUUGUGGGCUGAUCACAAAAAUUCUGAUGCUUAAAAUAUGAGAAGAGAAAGGUUGCAUGGGGUAUCCUGUAGGAGGAGUUCUUUGUGACCAAACAAUCCACGGAUUUUGCCUUAUAAAAAAGGAGACUCAGAUCCGACCGUUCAAUGACCAGCUUUAUUCUCUGACGAACAGCAGGUCCUCUGUCACACAUAGACAGAAAUCUGCGUCCAUCUUUUUAUCAGCUUGCCAGCCGUCAUCCUUAACUCCAAACAGCCAACACGCUCACUGACGACCCAUCAGACAACAGGCUGAUCUCUUUCCACUUCUCCUUAAACUUCAUGGGUUGACCCACAAGAACGUCAACGCGCCUCCUCUUCACCCCCCAAUCCUACCGCCCCGUUCUGUUUACUCGCUCUGCUUGAGCCACCGCCAGUGUGAUGGCUGGUUGUGCCCCGGGCUUGUUUGGACGUGCAGUCGCAGCAUCACACUCCACUUCUCAGACUCGUGGAUAUAUCAGCGAGUAAAGUGAAAGACGCAAAGAGACUCGGGGGGAGGGACAGAAAGAGAGACGACAAGGACCAGCAGCGCAGAGAGAGAGAGAGAGAGAGAGAGAGAGAAGGGGGGGAUCAUCUGUACCUGCAGAGGGACCCACCUGUCCCACAGAGGAAGGGGGACCCCCCCUUCCCGAUCCAUCUGUUUGAAGGGGGGGACAUUGCACAGCCUGGAAGGCAACAGGGACUAUGCAGCUGGGACUGGUGGCGCUGGCAAUGAUCUUUCUCAGCUCCAUGGGUCACGGCGAUGUUCUCAAGCUCUCCAGAGCAAGAAGGCAGAGGAGGGUUAGUACUGAAGGGCCACCAUCUUGCCCAAAAGGCUGUGACCGAUGCUCUGAGUAUAAUGGGUGCAUUAAAUGUAAGCCCAAGCUCUUCAUCUUCCUGGAGCGCAAUGACAUCCGCCAGAUAGGGGUGUGCCUUGCUUCCUGUCCUGUGGGAUACUUUGGUAUGAGGAACCCAGAAGGCAAUAACCGAUGCACCCAAUGUAAAAUAGAAAACUGUGAAGCGUGUUUCAAUCGCAAUUUUUGCACAAAAUGUAAGGAGGGCUUGUAUUCACACAGUGGCCGAUGUUACGUCAGCUGCCCCGCAGGACAGCACACUGCCAAUGAGACUAUGGAGUGUGUGGGUCAGCCUGCUUCAGAGUGUGAACUAGAAGAGUGGAGCCAAUGGAGUCCCUGUAUGAAGAAGAAUAAAACAUGUGGAUUUAAGAAAGGCUCACAGUCUCGGGUCCGUGCACCCCUUCCGCAGACUCACAGUCCGGACACCCCCCCCGCCUUUGCAUCAGCGCAGACCUGCGCUCCAGAGACGCAGAGACGGAAGUGUGUUGUGACCAAGAUGCCUUGUUUGAGAGAAAGAAAGAAUAAGGGGGACAGACAGGAUGAUACAAACAGGGGGGAGAAGGAGAAUGCACGUGGGAGAACACGAGAAAGCAAAGAUGAUAGAGGAAGAGGAGGAGGAGGAGGAGGAGGAGGAGGGAAGCGGAGAAAAGGCCAGAGCAGGACCACAGAUGCUCCCAUCACCACAACCAGUUCUGUCACCCAAAGUCAAAGGCCUGCUGGGUGAGGCUAAGAGAAAAACUGAGACAGUGCCUUGCCUAGAACACCAACCACAGACAGAGAAGUGAUGAAAGAAUGGAUUACUGCUGCUACACUGCAUUGUAGAAGAUGCAAGGAGAACUGGAGGUCUGCUGCAACAAAAGAUGUUUCCUGAAACUUUUAGAAUGAGCGAACAUAUCUGGACACUAAAUUUGAACGACUUGCUGAUUUGUUAUUGAAAUGACUGCUGGAUAGCAAAGUCACAUGAAGACUGUGGUUUGUGUCAUGAACUGAACGGCCCCUGAACUGAACUCUUGGACAGAUUCUGCAUUUCUAAUGCAGCAUGAGUAACUGGUUGAUACAGAAUCUAUGGUCUCUGAAGGUAAAUAAGUUGAUGAUGUAUUAUGUUCCACUCUGAUUAUAACCACAAUCUGUAUUUAAUUAGUUUUUAUUUUUAUUAAAGGUGGCAGAUGGAACUCCUCAACAGUUAUGGUGCAUGUCGUAAUAACAAUUAACAGUAUUAAUUCCUGGUAGGUUUAUUUUCCAUUGUGAGAUUAAAAAAUGCAAAGGUACUGGAAGUUAACUGUGCUAGUUAGUGGAUGAAAUAUUUUUAAGAAUACUGAGACAGAAGGUUGAGAUCCAUUACAAAAUAGGCCUAAAAGAUUAUAUGUGGGUGGAUUUCUGGGAGCACAAUUCAUAUCCUUCUGAUUCAUUCACAAACACUAGCCAUUUGAUCACUAUGAGCUUGUUUUUAAAUUGAAUAAAUUGUUUGUAUAUGAACAAAAAUGUCUGCACACAAAUGAUUAUUUGCAUGACACAAGGUUGCAUGUGUGUGUAGGCGCAUGCAUAUGUGGGUUUGUCUGUAACUGAAGUUUGGGUGUACUCUAUAUGCAAUUCUGCACGGACUGGAGUUGUUUGUACAUGUGUGUUGACGUUUGCACAUACAGUAUGUGUUAAUACUGGCCUUAUAAACUUAGCGAAUACAGUCUGGAAAACAAGAAGAAGGACAUGUAAAUGCACAGUUGUGUAUUGAAUAUGCAGUAAAUACAGUUACACUGAUUAUAACAUAAGCCAUUAAAUCAUCAGCUUUUGAGUAAUCAGUAUGUUUGUAACAAGAUCUUUAGAUUUUGCACAAUUAUAAUGUUUCCUACAGCACAUAUUUCAGAGCAAUCAUAGCAUUUUGCUAAUGUAUUUUCCAAAUGCAGGCUUCAUGACUUUGUAUAUACAGUCAGCAUGUGCUCUUUUUCUUCCAUGGAAAUUUUACGUGGGUCUGUUUUAAAUAAGAUAUCAGUUUCUUGAGAGGUCGCGCGAGUCAUUAUGCUUUCAUACAAUAGAUUGUGAUACUGAAUAUGUCAGAUUGUUAAUCAGUAUUAGUAUCAAUGUGUAUAGAUUUUUCUGUGAAGACAUAAAUAAAGCUCAGAUGAAGCUGAUGGUGUUUCAGUCAUACACGGAAUGAUUGCUACAUGAAUACAUGUCUAAUGAUUACACAUAUUGUUGCUUGUUGCAUUUAACUCUGUUGGAAUUUAAUUUUUUAAACCAAUUUUAACUUAUUCUGUUAUUUUUUUUAUAAAUC
Menidia menidia (Atlantic silverside) is the source of this 3429-nucleotide messenger RNA. NCBI's taxonomy places the organism in Eukaryota, Metazoa, Chordata, Actinopteri, Atheriniformes, Atherinopsidae. The record is from the annotation of a GenBank genome assembly.